GCUAUUAUUUUGAGCGCUUGGGCGAUUGAGAUGAAAUGAGGAAGUAUUGAGGAAAUUUAUGUCGUAUUUUGUUGUUACGAUGGUUUCUUCUUUGCUGAAAAUAAUUUCAUAAUUUGGAAAUAUAUUAAAUAAUUUUAUUCAGUCGCUGGUUAUAAAUGGAAACAGGUUAAUAUGGAGUUAGAAAGAAAGGCUGAAAAUAUGGAGAAGGUUGAUGAGAAACCAGUGGAAAAAAUAAUUCCAGAAGUGGCAGCACUACCAGUUAGCCGUCCAAAAUUAAAAGAACAAGCAAGUGUAAGCAGUACGGGUAAGAAAGUGACCCGCAGUAAGACCAAACCCCUGUAUUUCUGGACCAGUGCCGAUGUAAAUAAAUGGUUAAAGAAACAUGGAGGACAUUGUCAUGAUCUUUAUGGUGAACUUUUCCUAAAUCAGGAGGUAACAGGAAGAACACUUAUACGCCUUACAGAAAUCAAACUUGAGAAGAUUGGUAUUACCAACCCUCAGCACAGACAAGAGUUAAUGCAUUAUGUAUUGAAGUUACGAUUAAAACAUGAAGCCACAGACUUAAAAAACCUAGAUCAAAAAGGUUCAGGAUUUGAGUUACCAGUGCCAGAUACAAAGAAACAGUCAAUAAAAGAGAAGAAGGACAAGAGAUAGUGUUAUCUAGUGGACCAACCAUUGCAAUAGUUCUGUAUGGAGAUGAAUCUUCUUGUAUAUAGAUAUGACCAAAAUAAUCUCUCAAUUUUCAAGCAGCGUACCUCUAGAUCAUAAAAUGUUUAAGUUUUCAUAAAUGCUUGAUUUAUAUUUAUGAGGAAAAUUAUUGUUCAGUUUGAUUUGUAUUGAUAUUGAUAUUUUAAUGUUCUUCAAGUAAUAAUUAUGUGGAUUGUUUUUAUAACCUUUAGAUUUCUUAAGUAUGUGAAAGUUUCACUUUUUGAUAAGGGUUGUUGUUUUAUAGAUUUAGCCCACUGAUUUAGGGGUGUUUUGUAAAAACAACUUUUUUUGAAGUGAACAAAUUUUUUUUUAAAGUUUUGUAAUAAUUGAAUUUUUUUAUAAUAUUGAUAUCUUAUUGAUAUUAGGGUGUGGCACUUCAGAUAAAUUAUGUUUAAGCAUGAUUAAAUUAAAUUUCCUUUUAAAAAAAUGUGAUUGUAGAGAGCAGAUAAUUGAUCAAAAGGAGGAAAUUUUUUCCAAAUUUAAUGAAGACUUACUUACAGUAAGACUAAUUUUAUAUGUCUAGAUUAGCAAAACCUUUUGCUAUGCAUUUAACAAUAAAAUUAAGUUAUAUUUCUUAAGUUAGAGGUGGGUUAUAAUUGUAAAAACAAAUUUGAGGAGAAUCGAUGAAUAAAUAUAUAUAUAUUAUUGACACUUGUUUAUGAAUUUUCAUUGUGGCUAUGCUGGGCUGUAUCAUUUAAACCUUUUCAAUAACCGUGUUAUAUUUUUUAUGCCUUAGUGUUUUAUUUGAGUAAAUAUAGAUCAUCACACAUGAUUUUUAAUACUUCACCUUUAAGUUUAAUGCAUACUCUAUCUUUGCAGGAAACAAAUUUGUAUUGAAGGAUUUUUUGUAUCAGUUAAAACUAGUCAAUUAUUGUCCCUAUCUCACAAAAUAUUUUUUAAAUUUCGGAAAUAAAUUGUAAUUUUGAAUUAAUUAUCAUUUAGUUUUACACAGGCUAUGUUCAUUUGUGCAGUGUUAUAAUCAUAUAAUAAGUGUUACAGAUUAAUUAUAUAGUUGUGAAGUUUUUAUCUAGUAUGAGAGCACAAAUUGGUACCAAUUUUCAUUCCAAUAUACUUA
Molecule: messenger RNA, 1783 nt
Organism: Ruditapes philippinarum (Manila clam)
Lineage: Eukaryota; Metazoa; Mollusca; Bivalvia; Venerida; Veneridae
Product: protein aveugle-like
Exons: 6
Coding region: 172-654 (160 amino acids)
Biological process (GO): cell surface receptor protein tyrosine kinase signaling pathway
Cellular component (GO): cytoplasmic side of plasma membrane
Molecular function (GO): protein binding
Source: RefSeq, a predicted model, not a curated record